Molecule: messenger RNA, 3328 nt
Organism: Populus trichocarpa (black cottonwood)
Lineage: Eukaryota; Viridiplantae; Streptophyta; Magnoliopsida; Malpighiales; Salicaceae
Product: protein argonaute 5
Exons: 22
Coding region: 88-3045 (985 amino acids)
Biological process (GO): regulatory ncRNA-mediated post-transcriptional gene silencing
Cellular component (GO): cytoplasm
Molecular function (GO): protein binding; RNA binding
Source: RefSeq, a predicted model, not a curated record
CUCCCUCGUUAGAAAAAAAGCUCUUCUCACUCCCUUUCCUCUCUCUCUCUCUCUCUCUCUCUGCAAAAGCGUGACCGCUAAGUAACAAUGUCUCGCCGUGGUGGUGGCCGGAGAUCGUCAGAACCUCGCCCUGACCAGGGCUCCUCAACUCCGUCACCGUCUUUUCAGCGCGGUGGUGGUGGAGAUCGUGGUAGAGGCCGUGGCCGGAGAGGCGGCUUCACUCCUGCUCCGUCUCCAACACCUGUUCGUGCUCCCCCCCCUGCUGCAUCCGGCUACCUUUCUGCAACCGCAGGUCCGUCCACCUCAUCAACUCCCCAAGAAAUGGCAUCAUCUUCGAAUGCGCCACCGCCCUCGGCUUCGAGUUCGGCUUCGAUGGAGGAGCUGAGUCAAGAGAUCGCAAAAAAAUUGUCAUUUGGAAGUACUAGUGCGACGGGAGGGUCGGUGCCUGUGUCAUCAAAGGCCAUUGUGCCUCCGCCCCGGCCACAACUUGGAAGGAUAGGAAGGAAAUGUACGAUUAGAGCAAAUCAUUUUGUAGUUGAGGUUUCUGAUAGAGAUCUCUUUCACUACGAUGUGGCAAUAACUCCUGAAAUUACAUCGAAGAAAGUAAAUAGAGAUGUAAUAUCUCAGCUUGUUCGUUCUUAUCGUGAGUCCCACCUGGGCAAUAGGAUGCCAGCUUAUGAUGGCAGGAAAAGUCUAUACACUGCUGGGGCAUUGCCUUUUGAAGCAAAGGAAUUUGUCGUGAAGUUGGUUGAGAAGAAUGAUCCUGCUAGUUCAUCCAGUUCUGUCAAAAAGGAACGUCAAUUUAACGUGGCAAUCAAAUAUGCAUCCAAAGUUGAUAUGCAUCAUUUAAAGGAAUUCCUAAGUGGCAGACAAAAGGAUGUUCCACAGGAAACCAUACAAAUCCUUGACAUUGUUCUCAGAGCAUCACCAUCAGAAAAGUACGUUACUGUUGGGAGGUCAUUCUUCUCACUUGAUUUGGGCAAAAAAGGCGAGCUUGGUAAUGGAAUAGAAUACUGGAGAGGUUACUAUCAAAGUCUUCGGCCAACCCAAAUGGGACUCUCUUUAAAUAUUGAUGUGUCAGCCAGAUCCUUUUAUGAGCCAAUUUUGGUGACUGAGUUUGUGGCCAAGUACUUCAAUCUCAGAGACUUGUCAAGGCCUCUUUCUGAUCAGGAUCGUGUUAAGGUGAAAAGGGCCUUAAGAGGAAUCAAAGUGGAAAUUUCAUACAGGGACUAUGCCAGAAGCUUCAAGGUUACUGGCAUAUCUAAUCUACCAGUAGACAAGACAAUGUUUACUCUGGAUGAUAAGAAAACAAAGGUGUCUGUCCAUCAGUAUUUCUGGGACAGAUACAAUAUUGGGCUGAAAUAUACAUCUUUGCCUCCCCUUCAAGCCGGAACUGAUGCGAAACCCAUUUAUUUGCCCAUGGAGCUCUGUAAGAUUGCUGGAGGACAGCGAUACACAAAGAAACUAAAUGAAAGACAAGUCACUGCACUUUUAAGAGCUACCUGUCAACGCCCUUCUGCUAGGGAAAAUAGCAUUAAGGAGAUGGUUGCGCAUAACGAUUAUAGUAGGAAUGUGCUUGUAAGGAAUGAAUUUGGUAUUCAAGUGAAAGAAGAACUAACAUCGGUUGAUGCCCGAGUUUUACCCCCACCCAUGCUUAAAUAUCAUGAUACAGGGCGAGAAGCUAGAGUGGAUCCACACUUGGGACAAUGGAAUAUGAUUAACAAGAAAAUGGUGAAUGGUGGCAAAAUUGAUUUCUGGACGUGUGUGAACUUUUCUACGAGAGUGCAGAGAGACUUGCCAUUUGAAUUUUGUUGGCAAUUAAUGGAUAUGUGCAACAGCAAAGGAAUGGAAUUCCACCCAGAUCCCAUUAUUCAGAUACAUUCAGCUGAUUCCAGGCAUAUUGAGAAGGCUCUUCAUGAUGUUCAUAAGAAAUGUACUGCAAAACUUGCAAAUCAGAAGGGGAAACAGCUUCAACUGCUGAUCAUUAUUCUACCUGAUUUCAGUGGAUCCUAUGGGAAAAUCAAACGUAUUUGUGAAACUGAGUUGGGAAUAGUUUCACAAUGCUGCCAGCCCCAGCAGGCAAAGAAGCUCAGCAAACAAUACCUGGAAAAUGUUGCUCUCAAAAUUAAUGUGAAGGCUGGUGGACGGAACACUGUGUUAAAUGAUGCUAUUCAAAGAAGAAUUCCUAAUGUUACUGAUCUUCCUACUAUUAUUUUUGGUGCUGAUGUGACCCAUCCACAGCCAGGGGAAGACUCUAGCCCGUCGAUUGCAGCAGUAGUGGCUUCUAUGGACUGGCCAGAGGUAACCAAAUAUAGAGGACUUGUCUCUGCACAGGCUCAUCGCGAGGAAAUUAUUCAGGAUCUUUACAAAAAAUAUCAGGAUCCACAAAAGGGUUUAGUUCACAGCGGAAUGAUCAGGGAGCUGUUUAUUGCAUUCAGAAGAUCAACGGGCCAAAAACCUCAUAGAAUUAUAUUCUAUAGAGAUGGUGUAAGUGAAGGCCAAUUCAGCCAAGUUCUGCUACAUGAGAUGCAGGCGAUACGAGAGGCAUGUGGCACCCUGGAAGAAGGAUAUUGUCCUCCGGUUACCUUUGUUGUAGUGCAGAAACGGCAUCAUACACGCUUCUUUCCUGCUGACCAUAGCAAGCGAGAUCUGACUGACAGGAGUGGCAAUAUCCUACCAGGCACGGUCGUGGACACUAAAAUUUGCCACCCUACAGAGUUUGAUUUCUACCUUAACAGUCACGCUGGAAUUCAGGGAACUAGCAGACCUACACACUACCAUGUAUUGUUUGAUGAAAACAACUUCACUGCUGAUGGCUUACAAACCCUCACUAACAAUUUGUGCUACACGUAUGCAAGAUGCACUCGGUCUGUUUCCAUAGUGCCCCCUGCAUAUUACGCCCAUUUGGCAGCUUUUAGGGCUCGGUAUUACAUUGAGGGUGAAACAUCAGACAGUGGUUCUACUGGUGCGACUGGGAGGAGUGUGGAGGCCCGAUCUCUUCCAGUCGUCAAAGAAAAUGUCAAGGAUGUUAUGUUUUACUGUUGAUAUAGUUGGCCCUUCUUUUGUGUGGCCAUCUGAGAUUUUUUUGCAGAAUCCAACCAACCAACUUGUGUACAUCAAUCGGCACGCAUCGCAGUUGUGGAUGCGGAAAGAUCAGAAAGAAGAAGGCAUAUACAACACUUUUCUCCUUUUGUAGCACAUGGUGAUAUACAAGACAUGUCUUUUUCUGUAAAUAAUGCUUUUGAACCAGUAGGUUUAAAACGAACUUCCCUGUUUAAUGUCAUGCUGUUUAACUUGCGUCUGUUGAAAUUUUCUGAAAUUUUUUAAA